This is a messenger RNA of Parnassius mnemosyne (clouded apollo), 4416 nucleotides long. Lineage: Eukaryota; Metazoa; Arthropoda; Insecta; Lepidoptera; Papilionidae. The record is from the annotation of a GenBank genome assembly.
AGUGUCCGCCAGACUGCCGAGCGCGCCGGGCCUCCCGCUCCCCGCGCCUCGCUCGGCUUCGACGCGUUCCGUAAUCCAAACCCCCCCGAACUCGACCGUCGCGAGUGCACUAUGACACUAGUGAGCUAGCGGGCCGCUGUGACGGUGUCUAUAUAUGUGUAUGUGUUCACGUGCUAGUGUGGUGUGUUAGCUUGGGCCCGUGAAAAACGUUCGUGGUGGCCAGUGGAGCCUUGCACCCGGGCUCGGGGCGAGCUUUCAUGGCUCAGCCUAGGUACGACGAGAGCCUCCACGGCGGGGGCUACAUGGAGGGCGGCGCGAUGUACCACGAGCACCGGCUCACGCACCCGCACCUGCCGCCCGUGCACUACCCGCCGCCCGCCGCGCCCGCGCACGCACUCCCCGGGGAACCGCUCGUACACAAGCGCGACAAGGACGCCAUAUACGGGCACCCCUUGUUUCCCCUGCUGGCGCUGAUCUUUGAAAAGUGCGAGCUAGCCACAUGUACCCCGCGGGACCCUGGCGUGGCCGGCGGAGAUGUCUGCUCCUCAGAAUCCUUUAACGAGGACAUCGCUGUUUUUAGCAAACAGAUACGUCAAGAAAAACCUUAUUACAUAGCGGACCCCGAGGUCGACUCAUUAAUGGUGCAAGCGAUACAAGUCCUACGGUUUCACCUAUUAGAAUUAGAAAAAGUGCACGAGUUGUGCGACAACUUCUGCCACCGCUACAUUAGCUGCUUGAAGGGCAAGAUGCCGAUCGACCUUGUGAUCGACGAGCGGGAGUCUGCGCGGCCGCCAGACGCGAACGGCGAGCCCCGGUCCGCUCCAGACAGCAGCCACGACGGCGCCUCAACACCGGACGUCAGACCACCGUCAUCGUCUCUGUCGUACGGUGGCGCGGUGAACGACGACGUGCGCUCGCCUGGCUCUGGCGGCACGCCCGGACCCCUCAGCCAGCCGCCGCCGCAGACCCUUGACGCCACAGAUCCAGGCAAAUGGUGUCCUUCGCGGCGCGAGUGGUCGUCACCGCCGGACGUAGCGCGGCGGGUUUACUCGUCUGUGUUCUUGGGUAGCCCGGGUGAGUACCCAGGGGACGCGAGUAACGCGAGCAUCGGGUCUGGUGAAGGCACGGGCGAGGAGGAUGACGAUACCAAUGGCAAGAAGAACCAGAAAAAACGCGGCAUCUUCCCCAAGGUAGCCACCAACAUCCUCCGCGCGUGGCUCUUCCAGCACUUAACGCACCCGUACCCAUCGGAGGACCAGAAAAAACAAUUAGCACAGGACACAGGGUUAACGAUACUACAAGUAAAUAAUUGGUUCAUCAACGCGAGACGUAGGAUAGUACAACCAAUGAUAGACCAGUCAAAUAGAGCAGUGUUCCCGCACGCGGGCCCCAGUGGUGCGUACAGCCCCGAGGCGACCAUGGGCUACAUGAUGGACGGCCAGCAGAUGAUGCACAGGCCGCCAACGGACCCCGCCUUCCAUCAGGGCUACGCGCAUUAUCCCGCCGAGUAUUACGGCCACCAUCUUUAAUGCAGACAGCACUCUUGUACAUAUAUGAAUAACACUGACAUCGUCCGGCCUCAGCUCUCUCGAGCCGGGGUCGACCUCUGCGGACUUGAGACCUAAGCAGGCCAACACGUGAUACGAACAAACUGGAGAACGAUGCUACAUGUACAUAAUGCGAUACGUUUUGUAAUAUUGAAACAGUAUACGAUCUCCUAAAUUAAGAUUUAAAGUCAACUUAAAUGUUUAAAUUAAUGUAAAUGUAAAUCUACGCGGAGUGACACUGUGGACGCUGUAUAAUAGAAAACCGGUGCAAUCAGCCUAUAUAAUAAAAUGCGGUUUAUCACACGGGACUAUAGGAGCAAAGAUGAAUAUAACAAUAAAAACGGUUUGAUAGUUAUCGUAUAAAUAUUUAUAGCUAAUUGUGUAUUGUUAUUACUUAAAUAUAAAUAAAUAAUUGAAUAGUUGUAAGUUGUAACUAUCACUGGAAGUACUAGGGUCAAAGAAGUAAGUGGGACACUUUUUUUUGUAAAGGAACUGUGUAUGUAAUAGGAUUUAUAGGUAUGAUUUCAACUUCAUUUGAUCAACAGUAAAUGUGGGCGAACGCGGACGACUAAGCUUCCUAAAUUAUCUUUCUAAGAUAGCAAAUCCAAAUAUUAUCUAUGGAAACCAAUUUUGUCCAAUGUGAUACCUCAUAGUAACAGAUUGGUGAACUUUGGUCGUAUGCGUCAGCCAUUACGAUCUGUGGGAACAACCAUCAAAUGUUUCUGAAAAAAAAAAAUAGCACUUAUCUUCUCGAUUUCUUCGCAUCUGUUAUCUACUACUAGUUUUUUUGGAUUUUAAGCUCAAAAUGUAGGUACUUCUAGUUCGACGUCAAUUUCUCGAAACCUAAUUUCAUUGCCCGUUUUGUGAUUUUGCUUUACAGGUUGACAUAUACAUAUCUUUGAAUUAUAUAUAUAUAUAUAUAUUAUAUUGUAUAUUUAUUAAUACGAUGAUAUUGAUAAUAAUUUGAAUAUCAUGUUCACCUUGCCUUGGUGUUCAAUAAUGUAGCACAAUUUGUAACCGAUGUAUACGAUGAAAAAAAUGAUAUUUUACAAUGUUAAAGUCAAUGAGAUUUUUAACUCUAUAUUGUCUCGAUACCUGGACAUCGAUUGCCUUGUACGUUAACUGGAUAUCGAAUGUUGAAACUUCUCGUAGUGUAAAGACUACAAAAAGGAUAUUUUUAUUUUAUUAGUAGCCAUUUUAAAUGUCAUAAAACGUAUACUAAACGAUAUUUGUGAGAUUUUUCUGGACUGAUAAUCGAUUGAGCUUUGUAACUCGAAUUGAAAUCCGCUUUUAGUGGUGAGUGCGGCUGUUUUGCUAACAGAGGGUAGGAGUGUGUCAAUAUAUGUAUGUGAUUAUCGUUUAGUUUCAUAUUACUCUUACUUUCUAUCACUGUUACCUUUAAUUUGCUUUAAAUAUACAUUAGAUUAUGCUGUUAUCCGUGUGGUUUUUUUUAUACGUGAAACCCUCUAAAGAAAUAAAAUGGCCGCUCUCAUAAUGUCUUAGCCCAAAUCCAAGUAAAAUGUAACCUGUCAAAUGUGCGGGACAAUUGUGACAGUUGUCUGUUUUACUCUGGUUUUGGCGCGUUUUUCUCUAUUAUAUUAAAGGUUAUAUGUGGAGUGUUUUACAUUUUCGUUUCUAAAUUAUGGUAUUUUAUUUCAUUCAUUGCAAUCUUACUUGUAUUUUAAAAAAAGUGACCAACGUUCUGUCAAUAUUAAUAUAAUUACUAUACAUAAUAUACUGUUCUAAAUAUUUUACCUCCACAGUAACUUUUAGAAAAAUGUAAUGCUUUGCAUUACAAGCCUUAAGCCAUGUAUACGAAUGGGAGCUAUAAAAAAAAUUUUCAAAAUUGAUCUAGCUAUGGUAUAACUUUAAUAGCGGUAAAGAGUUAUCCAAGAUCAAGCUUUAUACUAGUGUAAUAAACAUCAUAUUUCUUUAACAAAUUUAUGCGAUAUGGUUGUUUUUAAAAUUAAACUAUGUUUACUUUGAUAAAAUAUUCCAAUGUUAUAGUAUGCUUUAAAUAAUUACAAAUGGACUUGUGUAUGACAACAAUUAUAUUUAACUUUUUACAGUUUAUCAAUGCCGGCUAUUUUAGAAAUUAAAACCAAUAAUAAUUGAAUUUUUAAUACACUCGGUAUAAAAAUGAACCAGUGUGCUGUAUAUUUUCAAACAAUAAUGUGACUAAUAUAUGAAUAAUAUUCUAUAUGUUAUAAUAUUAAUAGGCGAUUAAUAUAAUAUCAUUUUUAUAUAAAAAACAACUGUAUCGCAUUAGAAUACACUUUAGAAUUUUUUGUUAUUCUUUGUAAAUAUAUCAUCGAAUUGUAUUUGAGUCGCUUUCCUUUGUAUAAAAGUCGUUUGUUUCCAGUGAAGUUUCAGUAUUAAAAAAAAAAAUGUUUCGUCGAAAAAACCGACUAUUUCUUUUGGAACGCUGGUCUUUGUUAAUAUUUACCUAUUAUUAUUAUUAUUAUUAUUAUUGUUAAUUACAUGGCGUGUAAUAUAUUUUAUUAAGAGGAAAGUCUUAAAUAGUAGCUGUUAGGCAUUAAUGUAUUAAUUGAAGAAUUUUAUUUUGAUUUUUCUCUUUAUUAUAUGUAUAUGUAUAUUACAUAAUGAGUUUGAAAGUCAUGGAAUUAUUGUAAAUAUAGCAACUAACGAACACGAGGCGUCCCUCAGCGGAACAAUGAACCGAUACGUGAAAAAAAAUUAAGUAUAUAUUUGUAUUGUAUAAUUUCGACAAAGUACAUAUUAUAUUAAUAUUAAAAACUAAACGCGGUAGUCUGAACAAAAAAAUAUAAAACUAUUGUAAAACCUAUGACGCUGACGGGACGCUGCGAAGGAAGAGAUGUGUCGGCAUUAUGAAUGCUACGAAUUGUGU